UAAAUAGUACAUUGUAAAUUAUUAAAUAAAAAUGAGAUAAUUUUAAUUUGAAUAUUUUUUUUUUAAAUUUGCUCGAGUUUGAAAGUCUUUUAAACGUUUAUUGUAUUAUAGUUUAAGUGGUAUUUUAUAGUAUUAUUUAAUCAGUAGUAGUAAGGCGAGUAAUUUUUAGCGAGGCCUUUUGUAGUGAUGGGUACAAAAACUUCGAAGAUUUUUCAUUUUAUUUACUAUUUUUGUGUGAUUUCAGCGCCUUACAUCAAAAUAUGCCAUCGUGAUGACCCCAAUGUGGACAAGUGUAUUAUGAAUUCUAUAGAGGAAUUACGACCCAAACUCAAAAAGGGUAUUCCAGAGCUGGAUGUGCCUGGGAUUGAACCUUUGAGCCUGGGUCAGAUUGCACUCGCAAGGGGACCGCAAGGUGCCAAGUUGACGGCGGUUGUCAACGAUGUCAAGGUCCGGGGUCCCAGCAAUUUUAAGAUAACAGAAUUGAAAUCUGAUUUAAACAGGAACAGAUUUGAUUUCAAGCUGCUGUUACCGAAAUUAGAAUUCGCUGGUAAAUAUAAAAUGGACAUUCAAGUGCUGCUGCUGCGUCUCCAAGGAAGAGGGAAUAUUACAGGUUCUUUUAAGGACUACGCGUGCAACGUAACAAUGAGAGGCCACAAAGAGAUAAGAGAUGGCAAAGAGUAUCUAAAAUUUGAACCUAUGAAAGUGAAACUGCGGGUUGGUGAUUCAUCAAUCUACCUGACCAAUCUCUUUGACGGAGAUCCAGUGUUGGGACCAGCUACCAACAGGGUUAUCAAUGAAAACUCCCAAGUCUUCCUUUCAGAAAUCAGCCCAGUCAUGGAAAAAAGUCUAGCAGACAUCUUUACAGAGAUAUCGAAUAAAAUAACAUCGAAGUUUACGUAUCAAGAGUUAUUCCCAUAAUUGUUAUUUAGUUGUAAGUUUGUGAUAUGGUGAGUAUAAUUUCGUUUUUAGUUAAGUUUCUCUGGUCAUUUCGGACAUCUGUCGGUCUUAUUGCUACCACACAUCAAGACCGGAUUGGCAUGAGGAUUUUUUGAAGAUUAGAUCAGAGAUUUAUGUAUAAUUUAUAUAGUAUAGGUCGAAGAUUAUCGUUAUGUUUACAAUUUACAAACCUACAAAAAUAUGUUUUCUGGCUAAUUCUCCUAUCACUGAGAAAAUUUAGCUACUAUAUUUAUGUCCAAUAAGCACAUAUUCACGUGUACACGUGCUUAUAUAGAUAUUUUUAAACACGUAUAUAUAAUAUAAUGGCCUUCGUUUUAUGUCUAAAUAAGACUACUAAUUAUUAUAUUUUUUUAAGGUAAUAAGAAAAUUUCGCGUAAUCAUAAAUUAGCUUUGUAUAUACUAUAAUAUGGAAAUUGGUAAAGUGGCAUAUUUUCAUAAGCUUGUACUCAAAGACAUCCAUUUUAUUAUCAAAGUCAAACUCAAAAUAACUUUAUUAAUAUAAGUAACCAAGUAAACUUAUAAACGUCAAUAAUCUAACGAUAGUACCUAAUUGUAUUCUGCAGAACUUAAGUAUGAAAUCGAAUGCCAGUUUAACGAUAAUCUCUUUAUAUUUUCAAGGCAUUAAAACCACUACACAAAAUUCAUAUAUAUUUUCGCUUAUAGAUUUCUGUAUUAAAUCCUUAACCAAAAUGUUUAUAUUAAGAUUUUGAUAAUUAGCCAAAACCGUGAUAAAUUUGUAAAUAUUAAAAUUGUAAGUAAUAUA
Molecule: messenger RNA, 1720 nt
Organism: Pieris brassicae (large cabbage white)
Lineage: Eukaryota; Metazoa; Arthropoda; Insecta; Lepidoptera; Pieridae
Product: protein takeout-like
Exons: 4
Coding region: 187-918 (243 amino acids)
Source: RefSeq, a predicted model, not a curated record